Molecule: messenger RNA, 1137 nt
Organism: Pyricularia oryzae 70-15
Lineage: Eukaryota; Fungi; Ascomycota; Sordariomycetes; Magnaporthales; Pyriculariaceae
Product: mitogen-activated protein kinase MAF1
Exons: 2
Coding region: 1-1137 (378 amino acids)
Biological process (GO): negative regulation of transcription by RNA polymerase III
Cellular component (GO): nucleus
Molecular function (GO): RNA polymerase III core binding
Source: RefSeq, a predicted model, not a curated record
AUGAAGUUCAUACCGGUUCCCGACUUUGUGACUGUAACGAGCGCGCUCAAUUUCGAUACGCCCGAUUGUCAUGUCUCCGGCGGCUGCGACCUGUACACCACGAAGCCCACAGGGCAGGACAAGAAGUUGUACAAACGCAUCGACGGCUCUCUGGAGAGCCAACACGAGUCGCUAUUAAAGUUCGGCGCCAGUCUCAGCCCACCACAGCGAGCGGAGAUGGCCUCGACACUAAACUUGUCAAGAUCGAGUCCCUUCGGCUCGCUGGCAGACAUCUCAAGCCGUCGCACAUUUGCAUACAUAAUCGCAACACUCAACGCGUCGCACCCAGACUAUGACUUUUCGCAUGUUCUGAGGCCGAGUGAUUUCAAGAGGGAGAAGAACUUGAGAAGGGUUAUGAACAACCUUGACAGCACUUUGGGCAACGUCCGACCGGCCAACCCAGGUAUGGAUUAUUUGUUGUCUAGGAGUCUGAGCUGCGGAUCCGACAGCACCAACACCGACCCUGUAUGGGGACCACAGAUGUGGGCCACCAUCGACAAGGAGAUGGCGCUUGACGACUGCAACGUAUUCAGCUACCAGCCGGCUGAGAACCCGUUUGACGAAGAGGAGGGCGCUAUCUGGGCGCUGCACUACUUCUUCUUCAACAAGCAACUCAAGCGUGUGGCGUAUCUUCAUGUGAGGGGAGUCCCUGUAACUAGCAGCCACAGCGAGCCCCCGUACCGCCCGCCUCAUCGUAGUCAUGCAGGUGCUGUCGGAAACCUGGCGGCCGGUCAUGAUGAAGACGACUGGGAAAAUGGUGGUCUGUCAUCGUCUCUCAAAGGCGCAAACAAGCGCGCAAGAUUUUGGUUUGGUGACAGCAUUGCCGAACGGAUAAGAUCCGAGUCUGAUGACGACAUGGAUGAUGGCAUGGUUUGGAACCGCACAGCAGAUGGGGAGUUUGACGAAUAUCGUGGAGACUUUGAUGACAACGAGAGCAUGGGCGACGACUAUUCAGAAGCAGACGAGAUGGACACCGAUUUCGACGACGACGAGUCUGAGCGCGGCCGGAGGAUGUCGACUUCUGAAGUCAAUGGCAUCAAGAAGGGCACUGUUCGGGCUGUGAGUGAAGAUGUCGCGGCGCAGAUGGAGAUUGAGUGA